GGGUGCAAUUGAUAAUACUCUUGAUACAAUCUCCUUUGUUUUCACUUCCCUUGCCAUCUUAUUACAGACAGAGGUUCCGCUGUUAGAUUAGCAAACUCCAUUUCUUCGCUCUCUCUCUCUCUCUCACAAGCAAUUCCAAGUUAGAAAGAUCUCUUCACCGUACUGUAAUUUCUCUGAUCUGUAGGGCUCUUCAUUUACUAAUUUCUGAUUCACUCAAUUCAUCCAUAAAAUGCCUUUGAGGUUGGAGAUUAAGAGGAAACUUGCUCAAAGAUCGGAAAGGGUAAAGUCUGUCGAUCUACAUCCUUCCGAGCCAUGGAUAUUGGCAAGUUUGUAUUCGGGGACUCUAUGCAUCUGGAACUACCAGACCCAGACAAUGGUAAAAUCUUUCGAAGCUACUGAAUUACCAGUUAGGUCAGCGAAGUUUAUACCACGCAAGCAAUGGGUUGUUGCUGGUGCUGAUGACAUGUUUAUUCGUGUUUACAAUUACAAUACCAUGGAUAAAGUCAAAGUAUUCGAGGCGCACACAGAUUAUAUUAGGUGUGUGGCUGUCCAUCCUACACUACCAUAUGUGCUGUCGUCAUCUGAUGACAUGCUAAUAAAGCUCUGGGAUUGGGAGAAGGGAUGGUUAUGCACUCAAAUAUUUGAAGGUCAUUCCCAUUAUGUUAUGCAAGUCACCUUUAAUCCGAAAGACACCAAUACUUUUGCUAGUGCAUCUCUUGAUCGGACUAUAAAGAUUUGGAACCUUGGCUCUCCUGAUCCAAACUUCACGCUGGAUGCUCAUCUUAAAGGGGUUAAUUGCGUAGACUAUUUCACUGGGGGUGAUAAACCCUAUCUAAUUACUGGUUCUGACGAUCACACUGCUAAGGUGUGGGACUAUCAGACAAAAAGUUGUGUUCAGACUCUUGAAGGCCACACUCACAAUGUCUCUGCUGUAUUUGCUCCUGCUUUUCUCUGGAGUUUUAUUUAUUUGUCUGCCCAUUUGUUUUUGGGGCUUUGUAUGAUUUUUCCUACCAGUGUUGCUCAUUUCUUGGAAUCACGCGGAAUGAUAGAGGAAGCAUUAGAAGUUGCUACAGACCCUGACUACAGAUUUGAGCUAGCCAUACAGUUGGGUAAAUUAGACAUUGCACAGGAAAUUGCUGCAGUGGCACAGAGUGAGUCCAAAUGGAAGCAGUUGGGUGACCUAGCCAUGUCUAGUGGAAGGCUUGAGAUGGCAGAGGAUUGUUUGAAGCAUGCAAAUGACUUGAGUGGUUUGUUGCUACUCUAUUCUUCUCUAGGAGAUGCUGAAGGAAUAACUGAACUAGCUUCUUUCUCCAAAGAGCACGGGAAAAACAAUGUUGCAUUCCUUUGCAUGUUCCUGUUGGGUAAAGUGGAGGAGUGCAUUCAGCUGUUGGUUGACAGCAAUCGGAUACCUGAGGCUGCAUUUAUGUCAAGAUCUUAUCUGCCUAGUAAGGUUCCUGAAAUAGUUUCAAUUUGGAGAAAGGACCUCAGUAAGGUUAACCAGAAAGCAGCAGAAGCUUUAGCUGACCCUGAAGAAUACCCCAACCUGUUUGAGCACUGGCAAAUUGCACAUGCUGUUGAAGCUAGAGCUGCGGAAGAAAGGGGUGUCUAUCCGCCAGCGGCAGAUUAUGUAAAUUAUGCUGAUAGACCAACUACUAACCUCGUAGAAGCUUUCAGCAAUAUGAGAAUGGAUGAAGAACAACUUGAAAAUGGAGAGUUGGAUCAUGAGGCUGCAGAACAGAGUGCUGAUGAGGUGCAAGAACAGGUUGAAGAUGACCUUCAACAAGAGGGCCAAGAAGAGGCGGUUGUGGUGGAUGCUGACUCUACUGAUGGUGCAGUACUUGUUAAUGGAAAUGAGGCUGAAGAAGAGUGGGUCCUUACACCACGUCAUUAGGUCCUGCCAAGACAGAUGGUUCCAGUUGUAUGUAAUCCGUUCUUAAGAUUCUGCUGCCUUAGAAGGACGGUUCAAGGGACCAGAUGUCCGUUUUGCCCAGUGGUGUGAUUUUGUAGCAAUGAGUUUUGUCGGGAUGCCGUAUAAAGACAUUUGUUUCCAGCUUCGGUUAUUGUCUCUAGACACAUGAUAGCUUUACAUUAGUCUUUCGAGUUGCAAAUUCUUACCUUGCAAAUUCUUACGUGCCCUUGUGAAUGUAGAAACUCUUAUACCAUAUAUAAAAGCGGGAAAAGUGCAGAAAGUGUUUUAAUUUC
Messenger RNA from Lycium ferocissimum, 2202 nucleotides. RefSeq names its product coatomer subunit beta'-2-like. Lineage: Eukaryota; Viridiplantae; Streptophyta; Magnoliopsida; Solanales; Solanaceae. The record is from RefSeq and is a predicted model, not a curated record. Gene Ontology annotation, biological process: intra-Golgi vesicle-mediated transport; endoplasmic reticulum to Golgi vesicle-mediated transport; retrograde vesicle-mediated transport, Golgi to endoplasmic reticulum. The transcript is spliced from 18 exons. Gene Ontology annotation, molecular function: structural molecule activity; protein binding. Bases 230 to 1891 code for a protein of 553 amino acids. Gene Ontology annotation, cellular component: COPI vesicle coat.